AUGACUACAGGGCAGCCCAUAAUUUUGAGGCCGGAUUUGAUCAGGAAGAGGCACGCCUAUUUAUCUGCCAUAGAGCAGGCACGAGCAAGCAACCAUUGUCUCAUCUAUAUGGAUGAGACAUGGGUGUUCGACUGUAUGUCGAAAAAAAGAAGCUGGGAAGACACCACAAUAGCUCGUUUCGCCCCUGCCGCCGUCCUACAAGAGUAUUCUUGUGGACGGGCUAUGACAAAAAACAAAGGCAAAAGGGCGAUAGUUAUUAGUGCCAUUAGCAGGGAGGGAAUCAUCCCUGAGUCUACAAAAAUCAUUAUCAGCGGGAUGAGGUCAGUAGAACAGGAUUAUCAUCGUGAUAUGAACCACGAGAUAUACGAAAAUUGGAUUCGCGAUACGAUCACGCAUAUGAAGAGAAUCGCUAACGGCCGCUGCGUAUCAUUAAUUGUUGAUAACGCCCCCUAUCACAGCCGCCAAGCACAAAAGCUGCCCUCACAGUCAUCCACAAAGGCUGAAAUAGCAAGCUACUUACGAUCGAAUGAUGUAGCAGUUGCGGAGAACAGCAAUAAAACCGAAUUGCUAGAAAAGCUCAAUGAAUUCAUGUCCAGCCGAGGAGGUCGAGACGGACUGCGCAAGUAUGUGGUGGACGGCAUCUGUGCUGAUCUAGAGGUAAGGAGAAGAGCGCUGGACUGGUUACGUGCUCUGCCGGCAUCACAAUGCGCACGGUGGAUGGACCAUGUCGUUGCAGAAGAAAACGCUGCAAGGCAGAAGAUAGUCAUAGACCGCGAGGCAUCGAUACAAGAAGAUUGGGGCUCUGACGUUUCCAUCUUAAGUGACGAGGAAAUCAGCGAUGCGGGCGAUGCAGAUGAACAAUGA
Messenger RNA from Cylicocyclus nassatus, 864 nucleotides. The record is from the annotation of a GenBank genome assembly. Lineage: Eukaryota; Metazoa; Nematoda; Chromadorea; Rhabditida; Strongylidae.